AUGGAAAACAAAUAUGGGAAAUUUAGAAAAUGUUAUUACAUAUGGGUGCUUGUAAUUAUAGCUGUUUUGGUAGUGUGUAUAAUAUUAUGCGGCGCAGAAGCUGAAGAGGACGAAGAAGACAAUCGGCAAAUGAUUUACUCUGUUUUGGUCGAAGGUGACCCUUUGGCCUUCCGUCACCCUUCCACCUUCCGCAGCAAAGCCGUGAGGGACGAAGCGAAGAAGAUGGAAGAGUUUCAUGAAGAAAUACUUGCAAAAACACUUGAAAAUGGAAGCUAUACAAAGCUUUAUAGCUACAAACAUAUCAUCAACGCUUUUGCUAUCCACACGUCACCUUCUCAGGCCAAGAAACUGAAGCGUGCGAAAGGGGUAAAAGAAGUGGAGGAAGACAGAGGAGUGAGGGUGAUGACGACAUACACUCCCGAGUUCUUGGAACUGCCCCAACAUGUCUGGACACAGAUCUCCGGCGGCGACAGGCAUGCCGGAGAAGAUGUCGUUAUCGGUUUCGUGGACACGGGAAUCAACCCUUCUCAUCCGAGCUUCGGUUUUGAUCUCACAAAUCCAUAUUCUUCCAAUCUCUCUCGCUUUUCCGGUGUAUGUGAGACCGGUCCUCUCUUUCCGGUCGGUUCUUGCAACGGCAAGAUCAUCUCGGCCAGGUUUUUCUCCGCCGGCGCAAGCCCCCCCGCCGUUCUUAACGCCUCUGUGGACAUACUUUCACCGUUCGAUGCGUCCGGCCAUGGGAGCCACGUGGCAUCCAUUGCAGCUGGAAACGCAGGAGUUCCAGUGAUCGUCGACGGAUUCUUCUACGGCCGCGCUAGUGGCAUGGCCCCACGUUCACGAAUAGCUGUUUACAAGGCCAUCUACCCAACUAUCGGAACUCUUGCUGACGUAAUCGCAGCAAUCGAUCAAGCGAUAAUGGACGGAGUAGAUGUGCUGACGCUGUCGGUGGGGCCGGACGAGCCGCCGGAGGACAAACCGACGGUGCUGGGGAUGUUCGACGUGGCGAUGCUGUUGGCCAGGAAAGCGGGAGUGUUCGUGGUCCAAGCCGCAGGGAAUCACGGCCCUUCUCCGUCUUCAGUCGUGUCUUACAGCCCCUGGGUCGUCGGAGCCGCAGCCGGAAGUACGGACAGGUCUUAUCCCUCUUCCCUUUUCCUCGCCGGCGGCCAGAACGUUGGAGGCAUCGGACUUUCUGGGCCAACAUUUGGAGCCGGUUUGCUACAGCACAAGCUAGUGUUAGCAAAAGACGCAAUGAGAAGGAACAUGUCGUUUCUUGGGACGGAAGCAAGCGUAGAAGAAUGCCAAAGCCCCGAAGCAUUAGAGCCGGCGAUUGUAUUCGGAAGCAUCGUGAUAUGCACUUUCUCCGACGGGUUCUACAACCAGACCUCCUCCCUCCUCAACCUCCUCUCCACUGCCGCCUCUCUCCGCUUCUCGGGUUUCGCCUUCGUGGCCAACCCGAGGUUCGGAGACUUUGUCGCAGAGCCUGUGAUUUUCCCUCUGCCCGGAAUUCUCAUCCCCAAAGUCUCUGAUUCUCAGAUUGUGAUGAGGUACUACGAGGACAAAACGUACAGAGACAAGAGAGGAACGGUGACAGAGUUCGGAGGAAGAGCGAGAAUAGGAGAAGGAAGAAUAGCUGAAUUGGUCGGAAAAGCGCCGGCGGUGAGCAGAUUCUCGUCCAGGGGGCCGGACUUCAUCGACGUGAAUCGGAAAGUCCUGGAUGUGCUGAAACCUGAUGUUCUAGCUCCUGGUCACCAGAUCUGGGGUGCUUGGACCCCUCCAAGUGCCUUUGACCCCAUCCUCACAGGACGUAGCUUUGCGCUAUUGUCAGGUACGAGUAUGGCGGCGCCGCACAUAGCAGGGAUCGCCGCGCUGAUAAAGCAGAUGAAUCCGACGUGGACUCCGGCGAUGAUAGCGUCGGCUAUUUCCACCACUGCCUCCGCCGUCGACAGCUCCGGCGAAGUCAUUGCGGCGGAGUCCUACGACGUCUACGGUUUAUUUCCUUCUAACCAUUUUGACCGUGGAGCCGGUCAUGUUAAUCCGGGCCGGGCCAUGGAUCCUGGCCUUGUUUUACCCGCAGGUUUUGAAGACUACAUUAACUUCUUGUGCUCAAUACCGGACAUAAACCGGGAUAUGGUUAGAGCCUCUAUCGGAAUGUGGUGCACCACGACGACGCUUAGCCACCCCGCAAACCUAAACCUCCCGUCGAUAACUAUUUCAACACUCAAAGGGUCUCUAAUGUUGAGAAGAAGUUUCCAGAAUGUUGCCAACAAAACCGAAACAUACAUCUGUUCGGUAUUUCCACCCAAUGGAACGACGGUUCGGUUAAGCCCACCUUGGUUUACGAUACCGGUUCAAGGAAAACAAGAUCUAGACAUCGAAUUUAACGUCACAGAAGUUCAAAAUCAAUUCACUUUCGGUGAAAUUGUUCUAACGGGAAGUUUAAACCAUAUUGUGAGAUUGCCAUUAUCGGUUAAGACUGUACCGAUCGUCUAGUGUAAGUGUGCAGAAUCAAUUUCGGUUCGGGUUAUCUUGGUUAUAAUUUCAUUCGGUUUGACUUGGUGUAGUGUUACGAUAUUAAAAACUAGUUUGAUAUCGAUUAGAAAUUGAAUUUGGAUUACAUAAAACUCUUAAAAAGCAUAUGAGGUUGUUCAGAUGCCAAUCCUAG
Tarenaya hassleriana is the source of this 2659-nucleotide messenger RNA. Its product is annotated as subtilisin-like protease SBT2.4. NCBI's taxonomy places the organism in Eukaryota, Viridiplantae, Streptophyta, Magnoliopsida, Brassicales, Cleomaceae. The record is from RefSeq and is a predicted model, not a curated record. Gene Ontology annotation, molecular function: serine-type endopeptidase activity. Bases 1 to 2487 code for a protein of 828 amino acids. Gene Ontology annotation, biological process: proteolysis. The transcript has 11 exons.